Messenger RNA from Eriocheir sinensis (Chinese mitten crab), 1582 nucleotides. RefSeq lists its product as uncharacterized. Lineage: Eukaryota; Metazoa; Arthropoda; Malacostraca; Decapoda; Varunidae. The transcript has 2 exons. The record is from RefSeq and is a predicted model, not a curated record. Bases 53 to 1159 code for a protein of 368 amino acids.
AUUCUCUCCUAACACACACACACACACACACACACACACACGGUGAGCCACGAUGAACACCAGGCUGUCCUUACUCGUGCUGUUUUAUAAGUCACCUUUGCCUGCACGCGGAGCUUCCCUCAGCCCCUCACUGGACCAGCAAUGCCUCCCCGAUACUACCAUCUCGAGGGAUGAGGAAUGGGCGAACAUUACCACCCUGAAUAUACCUGUCCUGUACAACAAUUACGAAUCAAAAUACUUGUACGUGCAGCCCGAUACAGGCUUCAAGGGCGUCAGCUUCGUGGCGGCGGGCAAUGGCUGGCGGAGCGACGCCCGGUUCACGCUGGACAACACUUGCUUCCCUCGUCACGCUAAGUGGUGGGAGUUGUGGGCAAAUGUACUGAGAGUGAGGAACAAUGACAAAAACAAUGAUGACUAUCUUCUGUUUGUAGUAAGGACUGGUAAUUGUUUUCUGUGGUGCCGCAGAGGCCGCUUCCCUGAUAGGUGGAAUGUUACUAUCAUGGCUCAGGGGCCCUCAAGGUGGAGAUUAGAGCGGCCGAAGCCAUGCACUGUGGAAAAAUUCAAACAACAAAACUCCUCAUUGAUAAACUGCACCACCACCUGGACCCUUACAAUGACCACCACCACCACCACCACCCGUACAACCACCAUCGCCGUCAUAGUGGUGCCGGUGAUGAUUGGUGUUGCUGUUGCUAUUGUUCUGCUAGUGGUGGUCAUCAAGUGUUACCGGCAGCGAAGGGAAUCCCCAGAUGUGAGGAUGCGAUUCCAAGGCGCCCCGGCGUCCGCCAGCGAGAGCGUCGUGGUCGAGAACAGCCUGUACGAGACCUUGGACAACACCCGCGGGACCGAGGUGGUCGAGAACAGCCUGUACGAGACCUUGGACAACACCCGCGGGACCGAGGUGGUCGAGAACAGCCUGUACGAGACCUUGGACAACACCCGUAGGACCGAGGUGGUCGAGAACAGCCUGUACGAGACCUUGGACAACACCCGUAGGACCGAGGUGGUCGAGAACAGCCUGUACGAGACCUUGGACAACACCCGCAGGACCGAGGUGGUCGAGAACAGCCUGUACGAGACCUUGGACAACACCCGCAGGACCGAGGUGGUCGAGAACAGCCUGUACGAGACCUUUGAAAACGUGAGGAAGCCGCGGUAAGGGAGAAGGAAAUGGAAGAGGGAGAUGAGGGGAAAGCGUGAGAACAUGGCAGCAAAAGCCUGUCGGUUCAUCACGAGGCUGCCUGCUUUAGCGACAGUGUUAAUCAGUUCGUCACCACUUGGGUGACCUGCGGCACAGACUAAACCACUUUUGUAUGCACGCACGCGCGGGCACGUUCACUUCACCCGUGACGCAGCAAAGUGACGAUCAGCGCGAUCCUGAAAGGAAAUGAUCGUUUUCGAACCAACUACUCCUGCAGGAAGGCUGUCCCACGCUGUAGUAUCAUAUGUCACGUGUGAACGAUUUAGUAAAAGUUGACUGUCGAUUUCCAUGUCUUUUCUUGCCCCCGUUCCUCUCUUCUUCUCUCCUAUUGUCUUUUCUCCUCCUUUAUCGACCUUUUCUUCAUUCCCUUUCCUUCCUGUC